CGAGCUUCUGGUUUGCGGUCUGGACGGUUCACAAGAUGAGUGACCAGAAUAGUCAAAAUCCGAAUUUAGAACCUAACGCUCUUUUCUCUUCCCUGAAGGUGGGAGCUCUAAGCGGCUCUGCAGGCCUUGUCUAUGGAGGGAUUUCAGGCGUCGUUCGUUCUUCUCGCCACCCAGUGAUUCAUUCUAUAUCUUGUGGUAUCCAUUGGUUCGCCUGUGGAACCUCUUUUUGGUGGCUAAGGAGCAAUAUCUUGAAGCUCCAUUAUGAAGAUAAUGCCACCGCGAAACAACGCGCUUAUGUCAGCGCCUUGUCAGGAGGAAUUGCUGGCGGAGCCGUGACAAGAUUAAUGGGAGGUCGACUCAUUCCAGGGGUUGUCGUCUUUUCGUUACUAGGCUAUCUCGGGCAAGGCUCUUAUAAUGCGAUCGACAAAUGGCAAAUAGAGCAGGCCAAUGCUCCAUCUAAGCCAAUCAUCCAGCGAAUCGCUGACUCGAAAUGGAUCCCUCUCAAGUCUCUUUCGGAUGAUGACUAUAGAGGGCUUCUAAGCGAAAAAUUGCUGAGUAUUGAGGCUGAGAUGGCACUUCUUGAUGAAAAGAUUGAAGAACUUGAAAAGUCCAAGUCCCGUGGAUCAGAAGCAGGACCACCGAAACCCGAACCAAAGUAAUACAGAGAAUCGAUCAGUAUUCUUUCUCCCCUAAGAGAUGGUCCCCUGUCGAAAUUGCCAUUCGAUCGUUUGUCGGAUCGAAGCCAGAUGAAUACCGGACGACCCUUAUUGCUUCAAGGGAGUUCGCCCUUGAAUUUUUUACUAAACACGAGCACUACUAUGUGAUGUAUUAUCGACGGCGUAAAUACGGGACCUCCUGUUCUGUGGAGGAGUCAAAACAUGCUCAGUUUUACCUGCAGGAAAGGGUGGAGGGGACAAUUCUGAAAUUACAGUGUGCCCCCUUGGACAUACAUAUGUACAUCGUCUUGUAUAUUAGUUUACGGGAAAUGAAUGGUCUGUACGAUAAGCUGUAUAGUAUUAGGAUUUAUUUAGAAAUCUG
Messenger RNA from Aspergillus caelatus, 1038 nucleotides. RefSeq lists its product as uncharacterized. The transcript has 4 exons. Lineage: Eukaryota; Fungi; Ascomycota; Eurotiomycetes; Eurotiales; Aspergillaceae. The record is from RefSeq and is a predicted model, not a curated record. The coding region runs from base 36 to 659 and encodes 207 amino acids.